AUGGACUUUACUACUUUCUCCAAUAUUAUCUCUGGUAGUCCUCGUGGUUCAGAUAUUAUCACAUGUGGUACAGACCCUCUCAAUCAAAUUCCCCUUUGGCCUGCUCCCGUAGCUACACCAAACGACAUUGAAGAUGUCGUGCACGCUGCCAACGAGGCAUUUCCUUCAUGGUCUCAGACGUCUUACAAGCAGCGAACAGAGCUGUUGGAGCGCUUUGCCGGCCUCUACCUUUCUCAUGCCAAUGACUUUUGUCAAUUGCUUGUUAGAGAGUGCGGAAGAUCUGUCGAAAAGGCAGCAAUCGAAGUCUACUUUGCUGCACAAUGGCUGCGAUAUCCAGCGAAAUACAAACUUCCCGAAGAAAACAUUGAGGAUGAUGAGAAAGCAACCAUCGUUACCCACGAGCCCCUUGGAGUGGUCGCCGCUAUCUGCCCUUGGAACUUUCCAUUGAUGCUUGCAAUCGGGAAAAUCGCACCUGCUCUAGCUACGGGAAACUGCGUUAUUCUCAAACCCUCACCUUUCACUCCGUACUCGUCUCUUAAGUUGGUAGAGCUUGCCCAGCAAGUGUUUCCUCCGUCAGUUCUGCAGGUUCUCCAUGGCGACAAUGACUUGGGUCCCCGCCUUGUCAAACACUCUGAUAUUCAGAAAAUCUCAUUUACUGGCUCUACAGCUACAGGAAAGCAGAUUCUCAAAGAUGGAGCUGACACUAUGAAACGUGUCACUCUGGAAACUGCUGGCAACAAUGCUUCCAUUGUCCUCCCCGACGUUGAUCUCAAGGCCAUCAUCCCCCAGAUCGCAGGAGGGCUAUGGUUCAACGCAGGACAAGUCUGUGCCGCCACACGUCGUUUGUACAUCCACCAAGACAUCUUUGACGAGGCGGUGGCUCAGCUCCAAGAGGCCACAGCAGAGGCAGCCAAAGACCUUGUCUCAGGCGUCGGUCCGAUCCAGAAUCAGGCACAGUAUGAGAAGCUCAAACAGGCGCUGGCAGAUGCAAGACAGGCUGGCUGCAUACUCAUCUCAUCGGGUCGGACGGAACCGGAGAAAGGAUUCUUUAUCCAUCCGACCAUCGUCGUGAGCCCGCCACCGGGAGCUGAUAUCGUUCAACAAGAGAAUUUUGGUCCUAUUGUUUCGUGCAUCAAGUUCUCAUCCAUCAACGAAGCCGUAUCCAUGGCCAAUAGCAGCAACAGCGGUCUAGCUGCUAGCGUGUGGAGCAGCGACAUAUCAACCGCAAGACGGGUGGCGUCUUCUCUCGAGGCCGGCAAUGUCUACAUCAACGGGCCGCCUCGCCCUGAUCCUCAUGUGCCGUUUGGGGGUCAUAAGCAGAGUGGACUGGGCGUUGAGUAUGGAUUGCAGGGUUUAUUGUCCUACUGCCAGGCAAAGUCUACGUACCUGUACAAGUAG
This is a messenger RNA of Fusarium pseudograminearum CS3096, 1398 nucleotides long. RefSeq lists its product as uncharacterized. Gene Ontology annotation, molecular function: aldehyde dehydrogenase (NAD+) activity. Lineage: Eukaryota; Fungi; Ascomycota; Sordariomycetes; Hypocreales; Nectriaceae. The transcript has 8 exons. Bases 1 to 1398 code for a protein of 465 amino acids. The record is from RefSeq and is a predicted model, not a curated record.